GUAAGGAAGAUUUUUUGCGUUUCAUGUCUUUUUUUAUUCGAAGAUAAUCAUAAUAAAAUAAAAAAUACUGGAGGAUAUAUCACCCGAAGACGUCAGGUAACUUCAAGUAACGAGUUGUAGUUUAUCGAGUCUACAUAUACGGAAAUAUACACACGCAAUAGUUGGAGUUUUAUAAUUUAAUUGUCAUUUUUAUGUAAUGAUAAUGACGGUGAUAUAGAAAUUUUAUGACAGCAGGAUGAUCUGUGUGUCGUUAUUUGAGCUGAUAAACUUUUAAAAUCCGUUGUCAUUGAUAAUGAAAGUGGUUACUAUUAACGGAUGACAUUGUUGUCUGACUUUUGUUAUUAUUGUUGUUCGUAACUGUAAGUAGCGAUAUAAAAAAAUUUCUAAAUACUUUUGAGGAGAAAUUUCACAAUCAGUGAGAUCACCGUCAAGGUGAACGAACAAGAAAACUGUGUUCAUUAAUGGAGUAAUAACAGUAAUAAUUUUUUAACAAUAAAACAGAGACUGAUGAAAGGAGAGUGAAAUAUUUUUAAUUAUUUUUUAAAAACAAUUUAAAUUUACUAGUCAAUUCGUUUUUUAAAAUUUUAAAUGCGAUGGAGGAUUACAAGUUUUUAUUCAAAGUCGUACUCGUUGGUAAUGCUGGUGUUGGAAAAACUUGUCUAGUUCGUCGUUUUACUCAGGGUUUAUUCCCACCAGGACAAGGAGCUACUAUUGGAGUAGAUUUCAUGAUAAAGACUGUGGAAGUAGAGAAUGAGAAAGUUAAGUUACAAAUUUGGGAUACUGCAGGCCAAGAACGAUUCAGAUCUAUAACCCAGAGCUAUUAUAGAUCAGCUCAUGCUCUUAUUCUCGUAUACGAUAUUUCUUGUCAACCGACAUUCGAUUGUCUGCCUGACUGGCUAAGAGAAAUUGAAGAGUACGCAAGUAAUAAAGUGCUGAGGAUACUUGUUGGCAAUAAAAUUGAUCGUGAAGACAGAGAAAUUCCUACUCAUGUAGGUGAAGAUUUUGCUCAAAGGCACGGGAUGUAUUUUUUGGAGACUUCAGCUAAAGAGGCUGAGAAUGUUGAAAGAUUAUUUAUGGAAAUAGCGGCUGAGCUUAUGGAGCAAGCUCGAAGUAAAGAAUUGCCGAGAUACGAGACGAACGCAACUUCAAUUAACGGAAAAACAACGUCAAUUGGUGACAGCGGCAGCUGUACGUGUAGUAGAUUUUCUUAAUUACUAAAGAAAAUAAUAAAUUUUAAAUUAAAA
This is a messenger RNA of Microplitis mediator, 1244 nucleotides long. Its product is annotated as ras-related protein Rab-30-like. Gene Ontology annotation, molecular function: GTP binding; GTPase activity. Gene Ontology annotation, cellular component: trans-Golgi network. The record is from RefSeq and is a predicted model, not a curated record. NCBI's taxonomy places the organism in Eukaryota, Metazoa, Arthropoda, Insecta, Hymenoptera, Braconidae. The coding region runs from base 594 to 1211 and encodes 205 amino acids. The transcript is spliced from 5 exons.